CCGCCAUCAAAAAUUGUUUUCGUUAUUAUCCUAAAUCAUCGGUUACAAUGCCCAGGUACAACAACGUGAUCAUCUUCGGUGCUACCGGCGAUGUGGGAUCUGCCGCUGCCUUGCAAGCCCACCAGCAGGGCGCUACCGUUUUCAUUACCCUGACCGACAUUCGUGAGGUGGGCCCCUCUGACAUCGUCCCCUGGGAGCAUGCCCAGGUGGAAAUCGCGCUGGAGGAGAUCUAUGGGAGCUCCGGCUACCUGGCGGUGCGGCCUGCAUUCUACGCCAGUAACCUUCUUCACGAGAAACAGGCCAUCCUACGGGGACAAGUCAGACUGCCCAGCCCCGAUGCCACUUUCGACUUUAUUUCAUCGGAGGAUAUUGGCCAUGUCGCGGGGACGAUCCUGGUCAAUGGCGCCCAAGAACGCAUCGUGCGGCUCCUUGGGCCCGGGAGGAUGACGUUGAGAGAAGCGGUAAGAACUGUGGGCCACGCACUGGGCAAGGAGGUCCAAGUCACUACCAUUACUCGGGGAGAGGCUGCCGCGCAGAUGGAGGCCGCCGGCAUGCCGCCCGCUAUGAUCCAGUGGCAUCUUCAUAACGUUAUCGAUCGCGCUGGAUGGUACCUGGAAAGUCCCGAAGCGCUCAUGGCACGCGAAAACAUUCAGAGGUAUGCCCAGCAUCCUCCGCAGCGCUUGCAGCAGUGGGUAGAGAGCAAUCUGGCCAGGUUCCUGGAAUGAUUUUCCGGGACUGAGCAAAGCUUCUAGUUGAGGUGGAAUGCACGGUGUGGUCGCUGCACAGAACGAAGAGCCUGUUGCUCCG
Molecule: messenger RNA, 807 nt
Organism: Aspergillus fijiensis CBS 313.89
Lineage: Eukaryota; Fungi; Ascomycota; Eurotiomycetes; Eurotiales; Aspergillaceae
Exons: 2
Coding region: 48-725 (225 amino acids)
Source: RefSeq, a predicted model, not a curated record